ACAAAGGGUGGUAUGGGAGGCUUCGUAGAGGAGUUCCACCGCACCUACAAGUUCGAUGCUGUUCUCGGAGGUUCUGAGGAGAUCCUUGCCGACCUGGGAGUGAGGCAAGCACUCAGGAACUACCCUGUUAACGAGAAGCUAUGAUCUGGGAGGUGCUGGAGGAUCCGGGACGCGUAUGAGUCGGCGCGACGCGAGUGGCGCCCUUGCCAUCCGCUUGAUGGUCCCUAUUGACCUUGUAUCUUGCCUUUUGACACACUAUGGAACUACUCAUUACCCUUCAUUUCUGGAUCUUGGCGUGCAGUGGCGGUGUGAAGAUGCGGCGAAGAUGCUACAGUGGGACGCGCUGUAUGGGGAGAGGCGCUCCCGGUCCCGCAAGCUUCUGACGCGGGAAUCUCACGCCGCUUGGCGAUUUAGCUCUUCACUGAGUGCGCAUCUCAUCCUGAAGUACUCGCUCAGGCUCCUUCUUCCUCAGCUCUACAUACUCCUUCAACACUCGAGACAAGCUCGCACCAUAGCCAAGGCACAGUAUGACGCCCGCGAGCGGCAAGCUCCCUUCCGCUCACGCACGCGUCACGCUUCCGCCGCCUCAACGGAAGAAGCCGGCACAUCCGUUAUACCAUUGCUCUCGGGUCUUGUUUCUGGGUCGGGGCGGGGCGGGUCAACCCUGCUGAGUCGCUACCUUAUAAGGUCCUCUUGCGAGAAAAGCUGAGCAGAUCUUUCUUCCCUUUCUUUCCAUCACUCCUAUCCUCCUUACUCAUACUCGACUUAGCUUUGCUCAGGCGGACACCCUCUCGACCUACCAUAGACCACUGCAAGUAUUGGCACAGCAGAGAGCAGGUCUUGCACAGAAGGACUUAUAUGCACUCGUACUCAGCUGGACAUCUCAUAGGA
This is a messenger RNA of Microstroma glucosiphilum, 891 nucleotides long. RefSeq lists its product as hypothetical. NCBI's taxonomy places the organism in Eukaryota, Fungi, Basidiomycota, Exobasidiomycetes, Microstromatales, Microstromataceae. The record is from RefSeq and is a predicted model, not a curated record. Bases 176 to 709 code for a protein of 177 amino acids. The transcript is spliced from 3 exons.